Messenger RNA from Cynara cardunculus var. scolymus (artichoke), 1021 nucleotides. RefSeq names its product V-type proton ATPase subunit c1-like. NCBI's taxonomy places the organism in Eukaryota, Viridiplantae, Streptophyta, Magnoliopsida, Asterales, Asteraceae. Gene Ontology annotation, biological process: proton transmembrane transport. The transcript has 3 exons. Bases 145 to 549 code for a protein of 134 amino acids. Gene Ontology annotation, cellular component: proton-transporting V-type ATPase, V0 domain. Gene Ontology annotation, molecular function: proton-transporting ATPase activity, rotational mechanism. The record is from RefSeq and is a predicted model, not a curated record.
GACGUGAUCAUGGUGUGAAGACGACAAGUGUUGGAAGGUGAGAGGAACCAACACAUGAAAUUAUCGAAGCAUCCAGACUAGAGAUCCAGACUCUUACCUCUCCGAUCCAAAUCCAAUCGAUUUCGCUUCCAAUUUUCAUCAACAAUGAGUUCAGGUUCGACAUUCAGUGGUGAUGAAACUGCACCGUUCUUUGGAUUCCUCGGCGCCGCUGCCGCCCUUGUCUUCUCCUGCAUGGGGGCUGCGUAUGGAACGGCGAAGAGUGGUGUGGGUGUGGCAUCGAUGGGAGUGAUGAGGCCUGAGCUGGUGAUGAAGUCCAUUGUUCCUGUUGUCAUGGCUGGUGUGCUUGGUAUUUAUGGUUUGAUUAUUGCUGUCAUUAUCAGUACCGGGAUUAACCCGAAGGCCAAGUCUUAUUAUCUUUUUGAUGGCUAUGCACACCUUUCUUCUGGUUUGGCUUGUGGUCUUGCUGGUCUUUCUGCCGGAAUGGCCAUCGGCAUAGUUGGUGAUGCUGGUGUUAGGAUACAAGUUACAGUGUCCGAGGACUUGUUAUGAGUAGGGAUGUCACUUUUCAAAUCUGGGGAUUGGCCUUUUUGGUGCAUCUCUACUUCCAUGUGCCAAGUUUGAGCAAAAACGUGGUUGGAGCUUAAGGGCAUUCAUGGUGCAGGAGGUUAGUUUUAUACGUUGCAUUUGAUGAUAAGUGGUUAUGCAUGCUAUAUGAUGAUUAUGGAGUUUUGGUUAUCGAUUUAGUGGACUUCUUGGUGUCCUCCCGCCUUGUGUUUUUGCUUUUCACGAAAAUCAUGAUUUUGAUAUUCAUUUACGUCAUAUAGAUUGAUAGUUGAUUGAUUUUUGUUGAAUAGUCCAUAUAUACUGUGCGUUUCUACAUUUGAUGAUUUGUGUUUUUCGGGUUUUGAUGUUUGACUUUUGUUGAUUAAUCACAAUUUGUCACGCUCUUGUUUGUCAACUAUGCUGCUGCAUUGAACGUAUCUCUAUUCGGUCCCCCGUGUUCUUGGUUGGUUAUCCACAG